AUGUUUGUUCCGGGCACCAUGGCUGGGAGACAAUCUUUCCGGUCGGGCCUCACUCACGCUGCACGUCUACUAUCGCAUCAUAGAACCCAAUCGACCUUGGCCGCUCAGAAGCCCUACUGGGAUCAUAUCCAACCAUGGAAGGGCGUCUCCAACGAGGAAUUCAUAUCUUACAGAUGGCAGCUUCGCAAUACCGUCUCCGAUAAGCACAAGCUUUAUCAGUUCCUCAAUACGGCUUUGCCCGACAAACUACUGCGCUCGCAGCAUGAUCAACUCCGGAAGAUUCGUACGAAGAACGAUUUCAUCGAGGAUGCUAUCGCUGCUAUCAAGCUGGCACCCAUGGCUAUCCGCCUAACACCACACGUACUCUCGCUUAUUGAUUGGCAAAACGCCGUGGAUGAUCCUAUCCGGCGACAAUUUCUCCCACUUAGAAGCGGCAUCAUCCCCGAUCACAAGAACAUGGAGCUGGACUCUUUGCACGAAGAAGCAGACAGUCCCGUCCCUGGAUUAGUCCACCGUUAUCCUGGGAGAGCUUUGUUCCUGGCCACAUCGAUCUGCCCUGUCUACUGUCGCUUCUGUACGCGCUCCUACGCAGUCGGAGGAAACACCGAUACCGUAUCGAAGAAACCACAAAAGCCCAGUCGCAAGCGAUGGGAAGUCAUCUUCGACCAUAUCGCCAACGAUGAGUCGCUCGAAGACAUUGUUGUUUCCGGCGGUGACGCCUACUUUUUGCAGCCCGAUCACAUCAAAGAGAUUGGCGAGAGACUACUCAAUAUUCCGCACAUCAAACGGGUCCGAUUUGCUUCGAAGGGGCUGGCCGUAGCUCCUGGUCGCAUACUUGAUGAUAGUGAUCCAUGGGUCGACAGCUUGAUUGAAGUAUCUAACAAAGGUCGAGACAUGGGCAAGCAAGUCUGCCUUCAUACCCACAUCAACCAUGCCAACGAGAUCACGUGGAUAACGGAGCUGGCCGCGAACAAGCUUUUCAAGCAUGGUGUCAUUGUGCGCAACCAGUCUGUUCUACUGAAGGGCGUCAACGAUGAUUUUGGACCGCUAUCAGACCUCAUCAAGAAGCUCUCAAACAUCAACAUACAACCGUACUACGUCUAUCAAUGCGAUAUGGUACAGGGCAUCGAAGAUCUCCGAACACCUCUCAGCAAAAUCAUCGACCUCGACAAGGAACUCCGAGGAACUCUAUCCGGCUUCAUGAUGCCGUCCUUCGUCAUCGACCUCCCUGGAGGUGGUGGCAAGCGUCUUGUCUCUACAUAUGAGACAUACGAGGACGGCGUCGCGGAGUACAAGGCGCCUGGUCUUCCGGGUCUCAAAGGAACGAGAACAUACACUUACUUCGAUCCGAAACCUGUUGAAUCAGCCGUACUGGAAGAGUUUCGACAAGGUCAGGUCCAGGCUCUGGAGAGAGGCGAGACGCUCGAGCAGUUCUUUGCUAAGUCACCUCCUCGCCCACCGAUCCCUACUGGGCCGAUGCUGCCUACGCCAGAGCAAUCUCCCCGGCCAUAUCCAGGUAUGAUGGUGGAGCGACCUCAGCCAUGGACACAUGAACAAGCGGGGACCGAAUCGGCAUAUGCGUAA
Alternaria metachromatica is the source of this 1584-nucleotide messenger RNA. RefSeq lists its product as uncharacterized. NCBI's taxonomy places the organism in Eukaryota, Fungi, Ascomycota, Dothideomycetes, Pleosporales, Pleosporaceae. Gene Ontology annotation, molecular function: catalytic activity; iron-sulfur cluster binding. The record is from RefSeq and is a predicted model, not a curated record. The transcript is spliced from 4 exons. Bases 1 to 1584 code for a protein of 527 amino acids.